Messenger RNA from Thlaspi arvense, 1380 nucleotides. NCBI's taxonomy places the organism in Eukaryota, Viridiplantae, Streptophyta, Magnoliopsida, Brassicales, Brassicaceae. The record is from the annotation of a GenBank genome assembly.
AUGGGAAGUAGUAAGGGUCAAGAAACACAUGUCCUAUUGGUAUCACUACCAUUCCAAGGUCACCUCAACCCAAUGCUCAAAUUCGCCAAACACCUCUCGCGACCAAACCUCCGCUUCACUCUCGCCACCACCGAGCAAGCCGGUGACCUCCUCUCCGCCGCCACCACCACCGAUGAAGAACACCGUAGCCCAGUGGACCUCGUUUUCUUCCCCGACGGUCUGUCUAAAGACGACCCAAGAAUCCCGAUUUCUCUCAUAACAUCAUUGAGGAAUGUCGGAGCCAAGAACUUGUCUAAAAUCGUUGAAUCAAAGAGUUUCUCUUGCAUCGUCACUGUGCCGUUUACUGCAUGGGUUCCAGGCGUUGCAGCUGCAUUUAACAUCCCUUGUGCACUCCUCUGGAUCGAAGCUUGUGGAACAUUCUCGGUUUGUUACCGUUACUACAUGAACACAAACGCUUUCCCCGAUCUCGAAGAUCUGAAACAAACAGUGCAAUUACCAGCGUUACCAUUGUUGGAAGUCGGAGAUCUCCCUUCGUUUCUAUUGCCUUCUUCAGGAAGUAAUGUCAAUACCCUAGCGGCAGAAUCCUUUGAUUGCUUGAAAGAUGUGAAAUGGGUUUUGGUUAAUUCGUUUUACGAGCUCGAAUCAGAGAUAAUCGAAUCGAUGUCUGAUUUAAAACCCAUGAUCCCAAUUGGUCCUUUGGUUUCUCCAUUUCUGCUAGGAGAUGGUGAAGAUGAAACCCUAGAUGGAAAAAAUCUGGAUAUGUGGAAAUCGGAUGGUGGUUGUAUGGAGUGGCUUGACAAGCAAGCUAGGUCUUCCGUUGUUUACAUAUCUUUUGGAAGCUUGCUCGAAUCGUCGGAGAAUCAAGUGGAGAGCAUAGCGACGGCUCUGAGAAACAGAGGAGUCUCAUUUCUCUGGGUGAUUAGGCCUAUGGAGAAAGGACAGAACGUCGUCGUUUUGCAGGAGAUGGUGAAGGAAGGUCAGGGUAUUGUGAUUGAGUGGGGUCCACAGGAGAGGAUACUUGGUCACGUGGCGAUCUCUUGUUUCGUCACGCACUGUGGAUGGAACUCGACGAUUGAGACGGUGGCGACUAGUGUUCCGGUGGUGGCGUACCCGAACAAUAUCGAUCAGCCGCUUGACGCAAAAUUGCUUGUGGAUGUGUUCGGAAUCGGAGUGAGGAUGAGAAACGACGCUGUUGACGGCGAGCUUAAGGUCGCAGAGGUUGAGAGAUGCAUUGCAGCCGUGACGGAAGGACCCGCCGCCGCAGAUAUGAGAAAGAGAGCGACGGAGAUGAAGUACGCCGCGAGAUCGGCGUUGGCGCCUGGUGGUUCUUCGGCUCGGAAUCUGGACUCGUUCAUCGGCGAUAUCACAACAAUCACCUGA